AUGGGCCGGAAGUGGGAGUACAGCGACUUCCGGCAGUUGGGCUGUGAAGAGAAAGGAGCGUCGGGAAUGGCGACCAAGAGGCUUGCACGGCAGCUUGGAUUAAUUAGGAGAAAGUCAAUUGCACCGGCAAAUGGAAAUCUAGGAAGAAGCAAAUCUAAGCAGUUGUUUGACUACUUAAUUGUCAUUGAUUUUGAGUCGACUUGUUGGAAUGAUGGGAAACGCCACCGUAGCCAGGAAAUAAUUGAAUUUCCAGCUGUAUUGCUAAACACAUCAACUGGAGAGAUUGAAUCUGAGUUCCAUGCUUAUGUUCAGCCUCAGGAACAUCCAAUUCUUUCUGAAUUUUGCAUGGAACUAACAGGCAUAAAGCAGGCUCAAGUUGAUGAAGGAGUCCCUCUGAAGAUUUGCUUGUCUUAGUUCUGUAAAUGGAUUCAGAAGAUUCAGCAACAGAAGAAAAUUAUUUUUGCUACUAGGGUUUCAGAUAUUUCUACUUCUGAAGUAAAAUUAUGUGCAUUUGUUACUUGGUCAGACUGGGACUUGGGGGUUUGCCUGGAGUAUGAGUGUAAAAGAAAACAGUUGCUGAAACCUGUGUUCCUUAAUUCUUGGAUUGAUCUCAGAGUAACUUACAAGAUUUUCUAUAGGAGAAAACCAAAAGGACUAAGUGGUGCCCUGCAGGAAGUGGGAAUAGAAUUCUUGGGGCGAGAACAUUUCGGGUUGGAUGAUUCUAGGAAUACUGCCCUUCUUGCUUGGAAAAUGAUCAGGGAUGGUUGCUUAAUGAAAAUUACAAGGUCCUUGAACAAGGUUCCCACUAAGAGGAAUCCUAACAUUUUCACCAGAAAUUUGAAUAUGGAUCAAGUUGAAGAAAUAUCAGCCUGCAACAGUAGCAUUCAUGAUCCCAGCAUAUAUGGUGGGGAGCCUAAAAAUACAAUAAAAUCCUACGAGGAAGUUCAAAUGAAGUCAGUUGGUGUAAAUUUUCCUAUAAAGGUACAGCAAGAUCAGUUACAACUAAAGGGCAAUGGAAAAGCAGGUCUUCAGAAUGUCAAAAGCUGUUUAUCUCUUUUUAAUACUAAGUCCUGGACCUCUCUGGGGCAGUUACAGUCUUCCAGUUUGAAUACACCUAUGCAGAAGCAAAUAAACCAACAUCUUGCAUUUAAUACCAAUUCUGAGUCUUCAACAGUUGGUUCAGAAUUGAUACUUGUUUCAACUACCAUUUCAUCCGUUAAUAAUGUUUCUGAUAUGGAAAUGAGUUCUGCUCUUGACAGUUUACCUAUGUUGGCUGAUUGGGAGGAUGUAGCUUUACUGCCAUCAUCUCAACCUGAGCAGAAUAUAUAUUGUAUGCCUCCCAUUAGUGACUCAAACUUAGACACUUCAUUUAAUUCUGGAGAAAGAUUAAUGGUUUUAGAAAAAUCUGAAAUGUUAAGUCAAGAAAACUUUGGAGGCACAGAAGAAACUCCUCAAAAAUCUGAUACCUCUAAGUCUAUUGUAUAUAAGAGUCCACAUACUACUAUUUAUAAUAUAAAAGAAGCCAAAGAUCCAGGUUCAGAUGCUUUUGACUUUAAGUUACCUGAAUGUAAAUCAAGUAGCUUCAACAGUGUUAAUGCCAAUAUGUCUCAUCCUUUAGUUUUGGGGAAACAUCCUCUUCAUUUAGGUGGUGCUAAAAGGAAUCCAUCCAGUCCCCUACCUUUCCCACCAGCAAAAAAACAGACCUUCACUAUUCAUGAAGAAAAGCCUACGUCAUCUAAUGGCUCCCCAGGGGGAAGUUCUUCCAGGAAGGUUCUCCCUUCUAUCUUAACUUCUACAGUUAAUGUACAAGAUCCUUGGAAGGGUGGGAAAAUAACACCUCCUUUAUGCAAGUGUGGCCGAAGAUCUAAGAGACUUGCUGCUUCUAAUAAUGGACCGAACCAUGGAAAAGUCUUCUAUUGUUGUCCUAUUGGGAAGUACCAAGAAAAGAGAAAAUGUUGUGGUUAUUUCAAAUGGGAACAAACACUUCAAAAGGAGAGAGCCAACAGCAUAGUUCUGUCUCAUUCCCCAGGGGGACUCACUUUUAACUCUCCAGAAACAAGCCAUAUUUGUGACAGAAAUGUAGAUUUUUCUACUAAAAAUUCAUUGAGACUCAGACCUUCAAUGAGGAAUUGACUUUUUUUACAUGUAAACUAUGUUUUUACCUCAAUGUGACUUUUACUGCAGUAAAGAGAAAAAAAUCUGUAUAGGGCUACAAGUUGUGAGGACAUAGUGUAUCUGAGCUCUGUAAGCUACACUGAAGCUAUUCAACACAUUCUCACACACACACACACUGAAAAUAGAAAAAAGAAUUUCACAGGCUUCUAAUUUCAUUCACCAGUUAUCUAAUUUGUCUUCUGUUCAUGUAUGAAUCCUGAUUGCCCCUUGAAUUCCCACACAUUAUGAGUAUUCUGAUAAUGUCUUAUACUAUUUUAUUUAUAUUUCAUAUAUUAACCCAUGCCAAAUUUAUCAUACUUUUUUGA
Messenger RNA from Eubalaena glacialis (North Atlantic right whale), 2480 nucleotides. RefSeq names its product ERI1 exoribonuclease family member 2 (gene ERI2). Gene Ontology annotation, biological process: exonucleolytic trimming to generate mature 3'-end of 5.8S rRNA from tricistronic rRNA transcript (SSU-rRNA, 5.8S rRNA, LSU-rRNA). The record is from RefSeq and is a predicted model, not a curated record. Gene Ontology annotation, molecular function: nucleic acid binding; 3'-5'-RNA exonuclease activity; zinc ion binding. NCBI's taxonomy places the organism in Eukaryota, Metazoa, Chordata, Mammalia, Artiodactyla, Balaenidae. The transcript has 9 exons.